AUGGCUCCCCUCAAAGCUGGCGACCAGUUUCCUGGCGGCGUGACUUUCCAGUAUAUUCCCUACACCGAGGAGAAGGGGGAUAUUACUGCGUGUGGCAUCCCCAUCAAGUACGACGCAUCCAAGGAGUGGGCGGACAAGAAGGUCGUCUUGUUUUCGGUCCCUGGCGCCUUUACCCCCACUUGCUCCGCUAACCACCUCCCCGGCUACAUCCACAGUCUCCCCCAGCUCAAGGCGAAAGGAGUGCAAGUUGUUGCCGUGCUGGCUUCCAAUGAUCCCUUUGUGAUGAGUGCGUGGGGCAAGGCUAACCAGGUCAAGGGCGAUGAUAUCUUGUUCCUGACUGACCCCGAUGCUCAAUUCUCUUCCUCCAUCGGCUGGGCUACUGCGGGCCGUACUGGCCGCUAUGCAGUCAUCAUUGACCACGGCAAGGUGACCUAUGCCGAUAUCGAGACGGAACGGGGCGCUGUUAACGUUUCUGGGGCGGAUACGGUGCUGGCUCACCUGUAG
Messenger RNA from Aspergillus ochraceoroseus IBT 24754, 504 nucleotides. RefSeq names its product peroxiredoxin family protein. The transcript is spliced from 4 exons. The record is from RefSeq and is a predicted model, not a curated record. Gene Ontology annotation, molecular function: thioredoxin peroxidase activity. Gene Ontology annotation, biological process: cellular response to oxidative stress; hydrogen peroxide catabolic process; cell redox homeostasis. Bases 1 to 504 code for a protein of 167 amino acids. Gene Ontology annotation, cellular component: mitochondrion; peroxisome; cytoplasm. Lineage: Eukaryota; Fungi; Ascomycota; Eurotiomycetes; Eurotiales; Aspergillaceae.